Messenger RNA from Heteronotia binoei (common prickly gecko), 1251 nucleotides. Its product is annotated as high affinity choline transporter 1-like. Gene Ontology annotation, molecular function: choline:sodium symporter activity. The transcript is spliced from 6 exons. Lineage: Eukaryota; Metazoa; Chordata; Lepidosauria; Squamata; Gekkonidae. The record is from RefSeq and is a predicted model, not a curated record. Gene Ontology annotation, biological process: choline transport; acetylcholine biosynthetic process; transmembrane transport. The coding region runs from base 1 to 1251 and encodes 416 amino acids. Gene Ontology annotation, cellular component: plasma membrane.
AUGAACGGCAUAAAUUUGUUCAACAUUGUCCUUUCCCUAGGAGCCACCAUGAAAGUCAUUUUGGAUAUCCAAGGGUACUUAGCUAUCAUUAUCUCUGCAUGCACGGUCGUUCUCUACACUUUGCUGGGAGGCCUGUACUCUGUUGCAUAUACUGAUGUAAUACAGCUCAUCUUUAUCAUGGCUAGUCUGUGGAUUUGUAUCCCGUUUGCCAUGACAAACUCUGCAACAGAAAGCAUUUCAUAUACUGUUGCUCACAAUGUAUUUCAAGAACCUUGGGGUGGAAAAAUAGAAGCACGGGAUAUUGGAAGGUGGCUGGAUGACUUCUUAUAUUUGGUUCUGGGGGCCAUUCCAUGGCAAACCUACUUCCAGCGAAUCCUCUCAGCUUCUUCUGCAAAACAAGCCAGACUCAUUUCCUACUUUUCCGGAAUAGGAUGCUUUCUGCUGGCCAUCCCCUCUGUACUCAUUGGAGCAGUUGCUGCAUCCACAGACUGGAACCAGACUGGCUAUGGCCUUCCCACGCCCAAUGAGAGAGGAGAGUCAGCUCUCAUACUUCCUUUAGUUCUCCAAUAUCUCUGUCCAACAUAUGUCUCCAUUGGCGGUUUGGGGGCCAUUGCCGCUGCCGUGAUGUCUUCUGGGGAUUCCGCCUUGCUCUCCGCAAGCUCCAUGUUUGCUCACAAUAUUUACAGGAAAAUCCUGAGGAAAAAGGCCACCGAGAAAGAUGUAUUAUGGGUAAUGAGAGCUUCCAUGGUUGCCUUUGGGGCACUGGCUACAACUCUGGCAUUUUAUUCCAAUUCAAUUUUUGAUCUCUGGUUCCUUGGGGGUGAGCUGGUAUACACCCUUCUUUUCCCUCAGCUGUUUUGCGUCCUCUUUAUUCCUAACACCAACGCAUACGGCUCAGCUGUUGGAUUCUUCUUUGGAUUUCUGCUGCGGCUGUUGGCAGGGGAGGCCUUCCUGAAGAUCCCCCCACUUAUCUGUUACCCAGGAUGUUCUCUUGUGGAUGGGGUCUAUGUUCAGCGGUUCCCCUUUAAGACGGUCACCAUGCUCCUCACGCUCUUGACCAUCAUUUCCGUCUCAUAUCUGGCAGCCUUUAUGUUUAAGAGAAAGCUCCUUCCUCAGAAAUGGGAUGUUUGUCAGUUAAUACAGGAAGACAGUGUGUUUAUUUCUUUAUCUCAGAGAAAAAAACAGAUGGACGUGGAAAAAGAUGAAAAUGAUGAGGUAAUGGAGGAGAACAAUUGCACUAGUACUUUAUAA